Messenger RNA from Penicillium soppii, 360 nucleotides. RefSeq lists its product as uncharacterized. Bases 1 to 360 code for a protein of 119 amino acids. The transcript has a single exon. NCBI's taxonomy places the organism in Eukaryota, Fungi, Ascomycota, Eurotiomycetes, Eurotiales, Aspergillaceae. The record is from RefSeq and is a predicted model, not a curated record.
AUGUUCCCUCUUCGAUUCCAAGCAUCAACCUCGGCGGUUGAGCUACUUGUCGCAGUUGCGGUUGUCGUUGUGGUCGUCGUUGCCGUCUUCGAGGAGCUAGUGGCUGUGGUCGAGCUGCUUGAGAUGGAACCUGAUGACGUCGUCGAGGCGGAAAAGGUCGUUGAGGUUGCUGUUGACGCAGUGGAGGUGGUCUCAGAAGUGGAAGUUAAAGUCGUUGAGAUUGAUGACGUUGAUGAAGUGGAUGAAGUCGUUGAGGUCGUACUUGAAGUUGAAGUUGAAGUUUGUGAUGUCGUAGACUCAGUUGUGGAUGUAGAAUCUGAGGUCGCAGUCGUGUCUCUAGCUCGAAGAAUCUCGCCAUAA